GUUUGUCGUCCGUCCAUUUAAAAAUGUGCUGUUUAAAUGUUGUUAAAGUAGUUAACUUAUAGUUCUAUUUUAUCGGACCAUGGCGUGUUUCUUCAGAAGAAGAAUCGCGGAAAAGCUCGUACGUUGUCGUUUCAGCUGGCGCGGACGCUACACCGGUCCCAGGAUGUUUUCAUACCGGCUGUCACUGCGCUGCCCGUUCACAAGAGGCAACAGACUGCAGACUUCCGACUGCACAUCGACUCGCUUCACGACGGCGAGAGCUUUCCAUCCAGAGACCAUGUUCAGAUGCAGGCGGAAGAGCUGGCCGCCAAGUUAAAGCCGGACGCUGUGGUGGAGGGAAUAACUGCCGGCCACGCUGCCGUCGACUUCAGAGUCAACCGCCGACUUCUCAUCCAGAAAAUUCUGGAGUGUUUUGGACAGUCGCACGGCGAUCGUUUUGGACUCGACAGUGAGCUUUUUUACAGCCUCAAAAGAGGAACAACAUUAGUGGAGUACAGCUCUCCAAAUAUCGCCAAGAAAUUCCACGCUGGACAUUUACGCUCCACCAUCAUUGGUCAGUUCAUCGCGAACCUGAAGCAGACGCUCGGACACCAGGUGAUUCGGAUGAACUACCUCGGAGACUGGGGCAUGCAGUUCGGUUUGCUGGGAGCCGGGUUCAGUCGAUUUGGGUGUGAGGAGCGACUGAAGCAAAAUCCUUUACAGCACUUGUUUGAGGUCUACGUCCAAGUGAACAAGGAGUCGGAGCACAGUGAGGAGAUCCAACUGGCCGCCAGAGACUUCUUCCGGCGCCUGGAGCAGCAUGAGCGCGAGGCGGUGUCGCUAUGGCAACAGUUUAGGGACAUCACAGUGAAGGAGUACCGGCUUGUCUACCAGAGACUCGGGGUCCACUUCGACGUCUACAGCGGAGAGUCCCUCCACCAGGACAGCGCUCGGGAAGCGGUGGAGCAGCUGAGGCGCCUCGGGCUUCUGAAGCUCAGCGAGAGGGGCACUGGGGUGGUGGACCUUUCUCCCGCUGGAGACAUGAGCAACGUCUGCACGCUGCUGCGGAGUGACGGCACCACACUCUACAUCACCAGAGACGUCGCUGCCGCUGUGCACCGCCACCAGAAGUACCAUUUCGAUGAGAUGAUCUACGUGACAGACAAAAGUCAGGAGAACCACUUCAACCAGUUGUUCCAGCUCCUCGGUGCUUUAGGACAUUCGUGGGCCGACAGGUGUCAGCAUGUUCCCUUCGGCCUGGUUCAGGGCAUGAAGACCAGACGGGGCGACGUGGUGUUCCUGGAGGACGUCCUGGACGAGGCGCGGGCCAGGAUGCUGCACAACAUGAGCCAGGCCAAAACAACGAAAGACAUGGACGACCCAGAGGAGACGGCUGAGAAGGUGGGAGUCAGCGCCCUGAUCGUUCAGGACUUCAUGCGCCCGCUGAGGUCAGACUACAAGUUUGACUGGGACCGGAUGCUGCAGGCCCAGGGGGACACGGGGGUCUUCCUCCAGUACUCGCACGCUCGACUCUGCAGCCUGAUUCGUAACAAUGAAGAAAUGCAGACGUCGUCUUUCGAGCCCUCGCUCCUGCUGGAGGAUCCGAGCGUGGUCAUCGUGCAGCACCUGCUCCGCUACGACGAGGUGCUGCUGCAGUCGGCCCGUGACCUGCAGCCCAAACACCUGGUCAACUUCCUACUGAGGCUCAGCCACCUGGUCGCUGCUGCACACCGAGCGCUGCCCGUGAAGGGAAGUCAACAGGAAGUCGCUCAGGUGUUCGAGUGUCGCUCAGGCAGCAGCAGGAAAAACCAGUUUGAGGCGGGAAGCUGCUGUCGAAGUGAGCGUGUGAUGGAUGCCGUGAAACACCUUGUUUGUCCUCAUGCAAAUCCUUCCCUGGCUGCAUUCUUCAGGAAGAGAGCAAAUGUGGAAUAGCUGCUGGUAACGUAACCACGUGACAUUUGUUGCAGAGUUACGGCUUUAAACGGCCAAGUUGCUGGUUCAGAGUUGAAGUGAAAUGUCCCAUACUGAGGUGUUUCCAGGCCAGUGGGAGAGCGCAUCUCCCCAUCAUGUCCCGGGGCUCCCCCCAGCGGAACAUGGCGUCCCUACGGAGCAGAUGUCUGAGCUGCCUCCAAUGGUUUCUCACGGAGGAGCUGAUGUUCUACUCCCGAGAAAGCUGGUGACCACAGGUGAGAGGAGAAACCCACUGGCUCAGCUCUUCACCAUGAGAUCCGUGUCUCACUCUUGCUCAGUUACUCGAUAAGACAGGCAGAGAUGAGAACUAACACAUCCUGAAUCCGGCUUUUAUUUAAAAGACGACAUCAUCAAAGUCAAACAGAACAAAUAUGGUAUCAGGUCUUCAUGCAGUCUGUUCAUGUGCCCCGGGCGUUUCUUCCUCCUGACUGGUGACACGCACCCAAAACAAUGUUCAAAACGCAAGACAAACAGAUGGCAUGUAAAGUGACUUGAGUCUGACUUUAUUGGUCCCAUGUAUCAAAUAUGGAGUCCCCCAAGGCUCAUUCCUCAACCCCCUUCAGCAGCUUUCCUCCCACCUCGUUCGACCGUUUGGACUUCUCCACCUGACACCUUAUUUCACAGUCUGAAACACACCGGUUCAUACUUCAGCAGCUGCCCCCCCCCCUCCCCACUCCCAUCCCCCCCAACAUACAUACAUGAUUUUAGUUCCACAGGUGCACCUCAUAAGGCAUUAGAGCAGAGUUCACUGGCGAUUUGCCCUACAAUCGCGCGUCUGGUUCGAACCUGCACCGUCCAACACAAAAUCAGCCUUAAAUAAUCCUAAAAGACGUAGUGAAAGUAAAAAAAGAGAGUAACACAUUCCAGUAAUUCGUCAUAAUUUAAGCUAAAUUACAAACAAUGAUUGCAAACAAAAAUUAGGCCACUUAAAAAUACAACCUCAUUUUGGCAUGUAGGUUCGCUGUGAGUCUUGACUCGCAGAGCUGUCAGUCCUGCAGCGUGGAAGAUCUUGGGAGUUGACCUCCACAAAGAGGACCAGCACAGUUCGCACCCAGAGCGACGGCUCCCGCCACCGCGGCCCGAAGGCCGAGACUCCGCUGGGAUUCGGGUUUCACACCGAGAUCAGUUUCUGUUUGGCUUCCUUGUCCAUGUCCAGCUGCGAGACCUUGGACGUGUCCUGCUUGGGAAGUCCAUAUAGAUAGAUGGAUACGCAGACCAUGGCCGCGCCGGAGGCAAACGUAAUGGCUGCGCAGAGGAGAGGAAUAUUAGAGACACUUCAAGCAUCACCCUGCAGCGACGGAUUUACACUUCAAGCAAUGGACUAUUGCUCUGCAAUGCAGGAGCAAGGGAUGCAGCGUGACUUUUUCAAAAAGUUUCAAAAGGUGAAGACAAAAAAAUCAACUGAUAAGCUCCCAAACUUCAAGACAUGAAAUGGAAGAGAAGCUCAUCGUAGCGUUUUCCUGACUCCUCGACUCAGAAGGAGGUCUUUCAGUGCUGUAGUACCCUACAACUCUGCCUCCCCGAUCUGCCAUGUUGACUAGAGUCCCACCCCCAGCAAACUGACCUACUUCUUUAAACAACCUGGGAGACUGGAACACCAGCUCUUCAGCUUGGAUUACCAUUGCUAACUUGCCUUCUGGCUCAGCUCUACUGAACAGUGGAGCAGUGACUCAGAUCUGCAGAUCAUCCUUUCUGAUUUAAAUUCUCUUCACACUCCAGGGAUACACUUUCAUUGUUGCACUUUCUGAAACCUGAGAACAAUGGAGGACCACAGAGACGUGUGCUUCAGGCAGACCCUUUAUCAACCCUCUGUCCCAGUGAAACAGGACCGGCAGUGCAGCAGAAUCUGUCGGGGCCAACCCUCUCUGUACACAAGGCAGAGUCCCAAUACUAAGCUCACAAACUUGGGUCCAUCAGACACGUUUCUUAUGUUAUGGUUCGGUUACGCAACAACAGCUUUGAUGGAAUCAGCUCUUUAUAAAGGCUCCCGCACCCCCGGCUGGAGAGCUUGAACAAACACUUACUGAUCUGCAGUCCAAACAGCAUGACGGACGCCACGGUGGAGAGCACGAUGGCGGCUGCUGCAGAGAAGCCCUUCAUGAUGUUGUCGGUGUACUUGACCACCACGGACGUGUACAGGCCGCCCACGCUGGCCAGGACUGGAAGCACAAGAGCGCCACAUGAAGGCCGGCCGGGGUUGAGGGCGAGAGGUUCCCGGUUACUCACAGAUCACGAACAACACCCAGGGCGUGUAGCCGAAGAAGAAGCCUUUCUCCAAGACGUUCUCGCCGUCGGUCACCAGAACACCGAUCAGAGUGACCACGAUGCCCGACAGGUACAUCUGGAUGUUCCUCACCCACAGAGACGUGUCGGAGCUCUUCAGUACUUUCUCAAAGUACACACCUGCACCAGGGGGAGCACAAGAAGGUUUGGGCAUCAGACGAUCUAUGUACAUUCCACCCUGCCCGCAUCCUCCUCUUCGCCUCAUCACUCUGGAUGAUUCGCCCCAAAUGUCUCCAGCUUCUUCUCUCCCUCAUCGCACCACUGAACUGCUGCGCAGAGGAUGGGAUGAUGUCAUGUUAGGUGGGGCAUGAACCUAUACGCUCCUGACUGAGCUGCGACUGCCCAGAAGGAGCAACUCGCAAGAGCUCAUCAGGUCAACUAGACCUGAGCUGGACAACAUGGACUUCACUCUCCACUGCCCGUCUUUCAAUGCAUUUUGAACAUUAAGCAUGAAAAGUGUGACAACCAUCAAACAAAGCUGUUUUUGAGGUGAAUACUGCAGAUUCUUACCUGCGAAUCCAGAGCACAAGACUGCGAUCGCGAUGGCUGUGAAGCCAAGCACUGGGUUCUGCUCAAUCUGUGAAAGCCAAAG
This is a messenger RNA of Synchiropus splendidus (mandarinfish), 4825 nucleotides long. It is a transcript of the gene rars2, whose product is annotated as arginyl-tRNA synthetase 2, mitochondrial. Gene Ontology annotation, molecular function: arginine-tRNA ligase activity; ATP binding. NCBI's taxonomy places the organism in Eukaryota, Metazoa, Chordata, Actinopteri, Syngnathiformes, Callionymidae. The transcript has 20 exons. Gene Ontology annotation, biological process: arginyl-tRNA aminoacylation; mitochondrial translation. The record is from RefSeq and is a predicted model, not a curated record. Bases 286 to 1911 code for a protein of 541 amino acids. Gene Ontology annotation, cellular component: mitochondrion; cytoplasm.